This is a messenger RNA of Actinia tenebrosa (Australian red waratah sea anemone), 2140 nucleotides long. RefSeq names its product cyclic GMP-AMP synthase-like. The record is from RefSeq and is a predicted model, not a curated record. NCBI's taxonomy places the organism in Eukaryota, Metazoa, Cnidaria, Anthozoa, Actiniaria, Actiniidae.
GGUCACAUUCAUGGCUAAAUCAGACAAACUUCCUUUAUUUCGAGUGCCCAAUCGACAAACGGAAUUCCACAAACCUUAUGAAAAAGGUGAGUUAUUGGAUAUUGAAAGAAAAGUGAAAGAUUCUGUGUCGAAGAUUCUCGAGAGAACGACGAUAGAAGACCCUAGUUUUGAGUUCAAGGAUGUGAUUCUAUCUGGAAGCAUGGCCGAAGGACUCAAAGUUCGUCAGCUUAACGAAUUUGACUUUCUUCUUGUUUUGAAUACGAAGUUCGAAGUAAAAGAAGAUGACACUUUACAGCCUGGGUUUGUGAACAUUAUUUCUGAAGAGAAACUUCAUCCCUUUUCGUUACGAAGAAAAUUUUAUCGAGCUUUGAUGAAAGCGUUACAAAACCUUGACCUCACCGACAAGGUCCUUGUAACUGUCAAAAUACAUGCAGUUUCGGUUAAACUGCGAAUUGUCGAUGACACGUUGUCCUGUUCGAAUAUAGAUGUCGACUUGGUACUCGCUCUUCAACCUCCUCUCUCAUUUUGGCCGAGGUGUUCAAAAACCUGGCAAGAAACAUCAAGUCAUAAUGGACUUCCGGCGGAAGUGAUAGAAGAGGUUAUAGCUAAUGGUGUGUAUUUUGUACCAAGGUACGAAUCAGGAAAACAAGAACCUCAAUGGCGAGUUUCAUUUUCUGUUGCUGAGAGUAUCAUUAUGAGGCGGUUGACAGAAGGUCAGAGAAGUGCGUUCAGAGUGAUGAAGGUGAUCUUAGAAAGACAAAAGAAAAAGAGCAUCGAAGACAAAGAAACAGGGAAUCUAAUUGAAAGCUUCGUUGAUAAAAUGACAACUACCUACCACAUUAAAACCAUUCUUCUUCACCUGAAUGAAGAUGCCUCGCUGUCUAAAUUAGAAGAAAGACAAUACUUGAUUUGUAUAUUGAAAGCGUUACUGCACUCUCUCAAGACCAUGCAUCUGACACACUACUUUAUUCCUGAUAUUAACCUUUAUUCUGGUUUGAAAGAAUUGCCUUCGGGUAAAUUAUGGUCUGGCUCGAGAGAGGAGAUGUACAGAUUUACUAUACAACAGUAUGAAGAUUUGCUAGAAAACCUGCCAGAGGAUUUGUCAGAACUUAAAAAUGAAGCAGUACUCGGGAAAGUAGCUAUAAGAUUGAAUGUUUUAACCUCUUGAGGAAUUGUUUAGGAAGUUCUUAGUCACUACGGUAGUUAGUCUAUACUUCGUUUUGUAAACACGCUUAGCACAACGUUUUUGAAACAAGAGAAACUUAAUCGGCACCGUAUCAAAAAGUCCGUAAGAAUAUUGACGUUACGGACGCGGUUAGUCAAUAAUUCUUAUUAACUUCUUGUAUUCAACACACCAACACAACCCCAACUAGUAACCACUAGUCAUUCUUAUUCACUUGUUGUAUUCAACACACCAACACAGUCCCAACUACUAACCACUAGUCGACGUUAUCAAUUUACUCGACUUUUUUUUACAUUUAUAAGUAUCUAACGAACCAUCACUCGUUGAAGUGAGGGUUAUAUACAUAUAAAAAAGUGAUAGAUCUUUGCUCUACUUGACUUCAGGGURGUCCGCACUUGAGAGGGACAUCAAGAGUACCAGAACGGGACAAAACAAUGGUCAAAACAAUGGUCCAAAAUAGGGACCCGAUUUUAUAAAUUAAGGUGGUGGGUACCGGUACAUACCCCCUCCCCCCUCAGAGACCUGUUCAAAUGCUCGAUACUGGGGCUCUGCGUAGUGGCAAUUUCUAUACACAAUUAUGUUUUUAGCAUACAUGUAGACAGACAGUCUAUUCAUUUCUGUGGUUUGGCUUUUAGUUUUGGAGAUGUUUGAAAACAAAAUCUAAGAUUUCACUUCCAGAGGUGGUGGGUACCGGGUAACACCACCCCUCCCCCCUAAAUCGGGUACCUUGAGAUGACAAUUGUUUUGCCCUCAUCCCAAGAACCUCUGGAGCCGAGAGGAGAUCACUUGUACAUUUUCGUAGACCGUGUUAAGUUAGUGCACUAAUCAAUACAUUGCCUGGCGUCAAGCCGAGAGAGGCUGUUACCUACCUUUUGAUUCGCAACUGGCAAAUAUGAGAGUACAGUUUUCUGUAUUUACGGUUCCCUCUUUAAAUAAAGUGUUUGUUAGAUCUGAAAA